Messenger RNA from Trichosporon asahii var. asahii CBS 2479, 1452 nucleotides. Its product is annotated as amidohydrolase. The coding region runs from base 1 to 1452 and encodes 483 amino acids. The transcript has 2 exons. The record is from RefSeq and is a predicted model, not a curated record. NCBI's taxonomy places the organism in Eukaryota, Fungi, Basidiomycota, Tremellomycetes, Trichosporonales, Trichosporonaceae. Gene Ontology annotation, molecular function: dipeptidase activity.
AUGGGCUGCUUUGGUGCGCUGUUCAAGAAGAACUCGGAGUUCGCGCCUGCAUACGCUCCCCCUACUGCCGAGGUCAAGAGGGAUGUGUGCGAGCCGAAGCAAGUGCCCGCCAGCGUUCCCAAGGAGGUCGAGCACUUCGAGCCAUGCGGCUGCAGCGACCUCUCUUCCGCCUUUGCGCGGAUGUCGGCUGGCGACGCUGACCUUCCGGCGUACGAGGAGUUCAGCGAGUUCAAGGAUGACGCGGUCCGCGAGACGAUCCGCAAGACAAUUGACAGCUACGCCUCGAAACUCACUGAGAUCUCGCUCUACAUCUCGGACCAUCCCGAGGAAUCCUACGAGGAGCACAAGGCGUGCGCGAAGCUGACCGCUUUCCUGAAGGACGAGGGCUUCGAUGUCGAGACGCCGUACAAGAAGCUCGACACCGCCUUCCGCGCUUCCUACUCCCACGGCAGCGGCCGCACCUUCGCCUUCUGCUCCGAAUACGAUGCGCUCCCCGGUGUCGGCCAUGCUUGUGGCCACAACCUGAUCGCCGUGUCUGGUGUCGCCGCUCUCCUCGGCUUGCGCGCCGCGAUGAAGAAGCACGACAUCAAGGGCACGGUCGAGCUGCUGGGCACGCCGGCCGAGGAAGGCGGAGUGGGCAAGGGCGUCCUCAUUGAGCGGGGCGCGUUCAAGUUCAUCGACGCGAGUAUGAUGAUCCACCCCACCGGCCUCAUGGGCGGGCGGUACGGUGUCGGCGGCAUUGUGCCGACGCUGGCGAUCUGUGGCCUGAACGUCGACUUCAUCGGCCGCGCCGCGCAUGCAGGCAUGGCGCCAUGGGACGGCAUCAACGCGCUCGACGCAGCGCACAUCGCGUACGCCUCUGUCUCUGCUCUCAGGCAGCAGCUGCACCCCGACGUGCGCGUGCACGGUAUCAUCACGAAGGGCGGCGACCGGCCCAACAUCGUCCCCGCACACACGCGGAUGGAGUACUAUGUCCGCGCCCCCGCCGCUGCGUCGGUCAAAGACCUGACGGCGAAGCUGACGACCCUCUUCGAGGCGGCAGGCAAGGCGACGGGAUGCAAGGUGCAGACCGAGGUCACGCCGAUGAUGUACGAGCUGCGCAACAAUGGACCCCUCUCGAACCACUACGCCUCUGUCAUGAAGGAUGCGGGACAUCCCGUCCUCGUCGCGCUCGACGACUUCACGGGCGCAGGAGCGAGUACCGACUUUGGAAACGUCACGUACACUGUCCCCGCGGCGCAUCCCCACUUCUCCAUCCCGGCCACGGAGGGCAAGGCGAACCACACGCCUGAGUUCACGGAACGCUGCAGGAGCCCCAAAGCGCAUGAACUCACGUACGAGUUUGCAGGCGGGAUGGCCGUCACGGCGGCGCGCUUCCUGACCGACGACGAGUUUGCAAAGGAGGCCAAGAAGUGCUGGGAGAAGGACAUGGAGAGGGUGGGCAAGCCUUGA